This is a messenger RNA of Lactuca sativa (garden lettuce), 919 nucleotides long. RefSeq lists its product as uncharacterized. Lineage: Eukaryota; Viridiplantae; Streptophyta; Magnoliopsida; Asterales; Asteraceae. The record is from RefSeq and is a predicted model, not a curated record.
GUAAUCGAACUCAUCACACUCACCAUACCACACCAUGGAGCACGACGGCGUUGGUGCCCUCCGUACUCGAUCGAAGGUGGCGCCCGAUUGGACCGUGGAGGAAUCCCUAAUUCUGGUCAACGAGGUCUCUGCGGUGGAAGCUGAUUGUGGCGACACCCUCGCUUCCUUCCAGAAAUGGAAGAUCAUUGUGGAGAAUUGCAACGCGUUGGGCGUGAAUCGCAACCUGAACCAGUGUCGUAGGAAGUGGGACUCUUUGCUCUCCGAUUACAAGAAAAUCAAACAGUCUGGAUCCAGAAAGGUGAGUUUCAAUUCCGAGUUAUUUAAGGUGAUUGAAUGGUACGUGAGGGACUACGAAGGUGGAUGUGAUACGGAUCCCGAUAGUGAUCCUGAGGCGCUGCCGGAGCCUGUUCUUGCUUCCUUUGUACAAUCUGCUUCAAAGAAACAAAGAUCAAAGAUAAUACCUCAAAAACGCAGCAUAGAAGACACACCAAAGCCAAAGAAACCCAUCAAAACCGAAGAGGUUAAAGUGGAGGAAUACAGUUCCAUACCAACAAACGACAUUUUGAAUGUAAUUGAUUAUGAGAAUCAAGAACAAAUAAUGGCUGAAAAUGUUAGAGAAAAUGCAGAAUUAAUCGAAGCUAUUGUGAAACAGGAUUUAAUCAAUGGUGGAUCUAAUGAGGAGUUGACUAGACUCGAUGGUGAUAAGUUGAUACUUUGCCUUAGCAAUCUUGUUGUCGCCCUUGAUCGCCUUUCUAAAUUUGUUUCAUAAUCUUCAUUAGUUUGUUGGAAGUGAAAAUUGGGAUGUUUUGUGCUUUAUGAAAACUUGUUUCUUUUUUACUUAAUCGAUUUAGUAUGGUAAGCUAUAUAUAUGGAUGUAUCUGUUUUGCUUAAUGGAGAAAGAACGAGUUGAUAAGAGAAA